This is a messenger RNA of Diorhabda carinulata, 8414 nucleotides long. It is a transcript of the gene Ge-1, whose product is annotated as enhancer of mRNA-decapping protein 4. Gene Ontology annotation, biological process: deadenylation-independent decapping of nuclear-transcribed mRNA. The record is from RefSeq and is a predicted model, not a curated record. The transcript is spliced from 12 exons. Gene Ontology annotation, molecular function: protein binding. NCBI's taxonomy places the organism in Eukaryota, Metazoa, Arthropoda, Insecta, Coleoptera, Chrysomelidae. Gene Ontology annotation, cellular component: P-body. The coding region runs from base 276 to 3461 and encodes 1061 amino acids.
AUAUAUUAUUAUUGGUUAAUGGAAAAUGGUAAAUAAUUGUCAAAUGUCAAACUCUAAAAUCGCGGAUUAAUCAGGUUUGGCCACCGGUGAAAGUUUUAUUAUUUUUGUUUGUAUUUUAGCGAUGAUAAUGUAUUAAUUUUCUUAGAACUUAUAAUACAAUUAAUACCCAUAAUCUUGCAAUUAAAUUGUCAAAAUAUUUUUUUAACAUUAUAGUCGGCUUUAUUCUAAGAAAUGCAUUAAUUUAUAAAAGUAUAAAUAUAAAGUAAACAACCACAAUGACUUCCCCUCGCAUAGGCCCAAUGCCAAAUUUAGUUCAAAAUAUCAAAUAUACUGGCUCUGAUACCGAAUUCUGCACGGACAUAAAAGGAGAAAAUGUGGUAAUACAUUGUAGCGAAGGUGUUCACAGCCACGGGAGUUCCAAAGUUAAAUUGAUUGAUAGGAUAGAUUACAACUGGGAAUUUCGUUACUACCAUGGACAUUUGGUAGCCGCUCACAUUAACGGAAAAGUGAUUGCUUACGGCAUGAAAGGCAAAGAUGGUGGUAUGGUGAGAGUCACUAAUCAAGAAACCGGACACAGAGCUCUUAUAAAAAACUUGAAAGAUGAUAUCAAAGAUAUCUCGUUUGCAUUUUCCAGGGAGGAAAUUAUUUUAGGAUGUGUCGAUAGCGAAGGAAAUAUAUUAGUUUAUCAAAUUGAUGAUAAACCACUCGCAAUCACUUACACUUUACUCUUACACAUUUAUCCAUUUGAAGGAAGUAGACCGAAGACAAGUUACAGGUUGAUAUGGUGCCCGUUUUUGUCUAUAGAUGAGGAGGAUGGUGCUGAUGAUCCAGAGAAAAUGUUUGUCGUUUUAAACAGCACCAAAGUUGAUAUAUUCAAUGUGGCGAUGUUGACUGAAAAAUAUGGUAAAGGUAGUUCUCUUGAUCUUAACGAUAGUUAUGAAGGUUACAUAGAAAUAAAAUACCAGACGGAAGUAGUAGAUGCCGCAUUUUCAUCAGACGGUACUGCAAUUGCUAUAGCAUCCGCCGAUGGAUAUGUGAAAUUUUUCCAGUUAUACAUGUUUGAUGCAGAAAAACAAAAAUGUCUCCAUGAAUGGCGACCUCAUGAUGGUAGUCCGUUGUCUUCAAUUAUUUUCAUCGAUAAUGUUUUAGAAUAUAGUACGGAGUGCUGGAAAUUCACAGUAACCGGUGCCAACAAUAAUUCAGAGAUAAAACUAUGGUCGUGUGAGACUUGGACUUGCCUUCAGACAAUCCACUUCAAAUCGGACCCCAACAGCUUAAUAUCCGGUCUCUACCUCAAUAUUUCCCUCGAUUACACCGGCCAGUAUCUCGUCGUAUCAGAUAUAAACAACAGGGUGAUGUACGUCUUACAACUAGACAGAAACGACGAAAAAAAAGUCGUGCACGUCACAAUGCUAGCAGAAUUUUUACUUCCGGCUCCGUUCCUCAGUUUCCACAUACUGGAAGCAGCCAGUCGUAACGUUCCUUUCUCUUACGAUAACACCAACGACGAUUUAUACGACGAAAGAGACGAUUUCGACGAAGACGUCGAAAGGAAAAGUGUCUGCUUGAAAAUAUUAGUUAUACAACCGAAAAAAUUCCAGGAAUGUAAUAUAUCCUUUUACCCGGAGACCAUGUACCACAACACUUUGAAUAAUCCUUCGGAAAAAGUGGAGGAUAAAGGAAAACUCCCCAAAUUAGACGAUCUACAAGAAUCCGUCUCGCUAUUAAUCCAACAAAAGAGCAAUUCUAACCUCACUCUAAUGACCCCGGAUGAUUUCACCCCGGGAUGUGCCUCCAGACCGAAUAGUGUUCGAAACGAAACUUCGAAUUCUAUGGAAGCUCCUCUAUCUGAAGUGAACGACGUCGUCGUCGAAAAUCUGAUCGAUUUCCAACGACCGCAGAAGGAUAAUUUCGCCAGCGGGGGCUCCAGUCCCAGUAGAGAAGUACAAGAAAUAUUAUCGUUGAACAAUUCCAACUACGACAGUCAAGAAUUCUUCGAAAACCUACCCAAAAUGCAGGAAACGGAAAAAGAAACAAAACAAGAUUAUUCCAAACAGAAUAAUAUCAAUUAUCAAGAGAAAUUGAACAACGAUAUUGUAUGGCCAACUAUACCGAUGGUCGAAGAAAACGAAGUCAUCAAAGAUGAAGCAUUAAGGAACGAACUAAGGUUGAGUGUAAACGAAGAAAAAUCCCAGCUACAGCUGUUAGGUUAUAGAAUAAACGCUUUAGAAAAUUUAAUUCGCGAACAAAACGUACUGAUACAAAAAUUACACGAUGAAAGAUUCGAUAAAGAUGAAUAUAUCAAAGAAAUAGAAUUAACUAUGUCAAAACAACAAUUACAAAUAGCGAAAAUGUUGGAAACCUCCAAUCAACAAUCAAUCAAAACUCUAUCGGAGAAGCUACAACAAAUUAUAACGCACGAAAUUAAAAACGCCGUUUUACCUGUAGUGCAGAAUCAAAUGGAAACUUACAGGCAUCAAAUAGAGAGUCAAUAUACUCAAAAAUUGAAUCACACUGAUAUUUUGUUACGUGACAAUAUAUCUAAAGCUUUUAACAGCAAGACUUUAGCGGAUACUCUGAGUGUAUCUGUGGUAAAUAUCGUAGCUCCUAGUUUAGAAAAAUGUUAUCGUGACAUAAUUUCUUCGUCUUUAAUACCUUCAUGGGAACGUGUGUGCGGACAGAUGUUCCAACAAAUCAACGAGACGUUUACACGUGGCACUAAAGAAUAUACCGCAUCCGUGGAAAGUUAUAUGGAUAAACAGAGGAGAGUACAGGAAAAAGGAAAAGAUCUUAUCGUGCAAAUGCAAACCGUUUCUGAUACCAUGAAAACUAAUGCCGAUAAAUUAACCAGUACUCUUACUUCGGAACUACACAAACAAUUUAAUAUCGUUUUUAAAAGUAUGAAUGAUAAGCUAGUCAACAACAUUCGAGAUGUAAUAAGUGAUCAAGUGAAAGAAGGUUUUAAAAAUCACGCUACAGUUUUCGAAGACAGUGUAAUGAAUGCAGUUAGAUCCAGGGCAGUGACUCCAUCCCCGCAUGUAGACACACAUGCGAUUACGAUGAACCAAAUUCAACAUUUAUUAUUGAGGAAUAAUUACGAUGAUGCUUUCCAACUCGCAUUAAGUGCUGAAAAUUUAAGUUACGUAAUUUACGUAUGCGAAAGGGUGGAUAUCCAAACUUUAUUCGGAGACGAAUGUCUAUUACAACAAAGUUGCCUGUUAGCACUCAUCCAGCAACUCAGUGUGGAACUAAAUAAAAAUACGGAUCUCAAAUUGAGUUACAUCCGUGCCGGUUUCCUCUGCGUUCUACCCGAUUGUCCCACCACGAAAAAUUUCAUACCAAAAGUACUGAAAGAUCUGUUGAAACAGCUCAACAAUUUCUGUCAAUCGAAUCCUCCGAUGAAACAACUGAAAGAAGCUAAACUGAUUAAAAUGGCUGUGGAAAGCAUGUUGGUUAAAUGAGAAACAUUUUUUUAUUUUUGUUAUUAGUCUGUAUUUUAAUUUGUGUUUUGAGUGGCGGGUAUAUGGAAUAUUCAAUGAAAUCUUUUCUUUUUCCUUAGAAUUAUUUUGUUAGCUUACAGCAAAUUAUCAAUUUUUUCUUGAUGAAAUAGUUUUUUGGUUAAACAUAUAUUGUUACCCUGGUAUCUACAUUGUUGAUGAAAAUCUACCCCAAACAUAUUAAAGGGUUCGUUCGUUGUGUCCCUCUGGGCAUUCCAGCUUCUUUAAGUUUAUUAAAUACAUAUCGAGCUUGAAAAUCUAUGUAGUUACUCAUUUUUUUCCAUUUUUAUCACUUGAUUGAUCCAUUUUGACAUAUUAGUGGACCUAAUUGUCAAGCCCAUUGCUUCCAAGCCCAUUUUUAUUCCACCAUGUUCUUUGUACACCUAUAGUACUACUAUCUUCUUUCUUUUUCAUCGUUUCUUCGUAUUCUAUUGUUCGAUUUCUCUAUUUUGACAUAUUAGUGGAAUCAGAUUGUCAAAAUAACUUCAAUGGAUCAUUUUUUUUUGUUAUUUCAUUGAAUCUAUUAUAAUAUUUGCUUUCGUAGUACUUCCAAGCCCAUUUUUAUUCCACCAUGUUCUUUGUACACCUAUAGUACUUCUAUCUUCUUUCUUUUUCAUCGUUUCUUCGUAUUCUAUUGUUCGAUUUCUCUAUUUUUACAUAUUAGUGGAAUCAGAUUGUCAAAAUAACUUCAAUGGAUCAUUUUUUUUUUGUUAUUUCAUUGAAUCUAUUAUAAUAUUUGCUUUCGUAGUACUUCCAAGCCCAUUUUUAUUCCACCAUGUUCUUUGUACACCUAUAGUACUUCUAUCUUCUUUCUUUUUCAUCGUUUCUUCGUAUUCUAUUGUUCGAUUUCUCUAUUUUGACAUAUUAGUGGAAUCAGAUUGUCAAAAUAACUUCAAUUGAUCAUUUUUUUUUGUUAUUUCAUUGAAUCUAUUAUAAUAUUUGCUUUCGUAGUACUUCCAAGCCCAUUUUUAUUCCACCAUGUUCUUUGUACACCUAUAGUACUUCUAUCUUCUUUCUUUUUCAUCGUUUCUUCGUAUUCUAUUGUUCGAUUUCUCUAUUUUGACAUAUUAGUGGAAUCAGAUUGUCAAAAUAACUUCAAUGGAUCAUUUUUUUUUUUGUUAUUUCAUUGAAUCUAUUAUAAUAUUUGCUUUUGUAGUACUUCCAAGCCCAUUUUUAUUCCACCAUGUUCUUUGUACACCUAUAGUACUUCUAUCUUCUUUCUUUUUCAUCGUUUCUUCGUAUUCUAUUGUUCGAUUUCUCUAUUUUUACAUAUUAGUGGAAUCAGAUUGUCAAAAUAACUUCAAUUGAUCAUUUUUUUUUGUUAUUUCAUUGAAUCUAUUAUAAUAUUUGCUUUCGUAGUACUUCCAAGCCCAUUUUUAUUCCACCAUGUUCUUUGUACACCUAUAGUACUUCUAUCUUCUUUCUUUUUCAUCGUUUCUUCGUAUUCUAUUGUUCGAUUUCUCUAUUUUGACAUAUUAGUGGAAUCAGAUUGUCAAAAUAACUUCAAUGGAUCAUUUUUUUUUUGUUAUUUCAUUGAAUCUAUUAUAAUAUUUGCUUUCGUAGUACUUCCAAGCCCAUUUUUAUUCCACCAUGUUCUUUGUACACCUAUAGUACUUCUAUCUUCUUUCUUUUUCAUCGUUUCUUCGUAUUCUAUUGUUCGAUUUCUCUAUUUUGACAUAUUAGUGGAAUCAGAUUGUCAAAAUAACUUCAAUUGAUCAUUUUUUUUUGUUAUUUCAUUGAAUCUAUUAUAAUAUUUGCUUUCGUAGUACUUCCAAGCCCAUUUUUAUUCCACCAUGUUCUUUGUACACCUAUAGUACUUCUAUCUUCUUUCUUUUUCAUCGUUUCUUCGUAUUCUAUUGUUCGAUUUCUCUAUUUUGACAUAUUAGUGGAAUCAGAUUGUCAAAAUAACUUCAAUGGAUCAUUUUUUUUUUGUUAUUUCAUUGAAUCUAUUAUAAUAUUUGCUUUCGUAGUACUUCCAAGCCCAUUUUUAUUCCACCAUGUUCUUUGUACACCUAUAGUACUUCUAUCUUCUUUCUUUUUCAUCGUUUCUUCGUAUUCUAUUGUUCGAUUUCUCUAUUUUGACAUAUUAGUGGAAUCAGAUUGUCAAAAUAACUUCAAUGGAUCAUUUUUUUUUUUGUUAUUUCAUUGAAUCUAUUAUAAUAUUUGCUUUCGUAGUACUUCCAAGCCCAUUUUUAUUCCACCAUGUUCUUUGUACACCUAUAGUACUUCUAUCUUCUUUCUUUUUCAUCGUUUCUUCGUAUUCUAUUGUUCGAUUUCUCUAUUUUUACAUAUUAGUGGAAUCAGAUUGUCAAAAUAACUUCAAUUGAUCAUUUUUUUUUGUUAUUUCAUUGAAUCUAUUAUAAUAUUUGCUUUCGUAGUACUUCCAAGCCCAUUUUUAUUCCACCAUGUUCUUUGUACACCUAUAGUACUUCUAUCUUCUUUCUUUUUCAUCGUUUCUUCGUAUUCUAUUGUUCGAUUUCUCUAUUUUUACAUAUUAGUGGAAUCAGAUUGUCAAAAUAACUUCAAUGGAUCAUUUUUUUUUGUUAUUUCAUUGAAUCUAUUAUAAUAUUUGCUUUUGUAGUACUUCCAAGCCCAUUUUUAUUCCACCAUGUUCUUUGUACACCUAUAGUACUUCUAUCUUCUUUCUUUUUCAUCGUUUCUUCGUAUUCUAUUGUUCGAUUUCUCUAUUUUUACAUAUUAGUGGAAUCAGAUUGUCAAAAUAACUUCAAUGGAUCAUUUUUUUUUGUUAUUUCAUUGAAUCUAUUAUAAUAUUUGCUUUUGUAGUACUUCCAAGCCCAUUUUUAUUCCACCAUGUUCUUUGUACACCUAUAGUACUUCUAUCUUCUUUCUUUUUCAUCGUUUCUUCGUAUUCUAUUGUUCGAUUUCUCUAUUUUUACAUAUUAGUGGAAUCAGAUUGUCAAAAUAACUUCAAUUGAUCAUUUUUUUUUGUUAUUUCAUUGAAUCUAUUAUAAUAUUUGCUUUCGUAGUACUUCCAAGCCCAUUUUUAUUCCACCAUGUUCUUUGUACACCUAUAGUACUUCUAUCUUCUUUCUUUUUCAUCGUUUCUUCGUAUUCUAUUGUUCGAUUUCUCUAUUUUUACAUAUUAGUGGAAUCAGAUUGUCAAAAUAACUUCAAUGGAUCAUUUUUUUUUGUUAUUUCAUUGAAUCUAUUAUAAUAUUUGCUUUUGUAGUACUUCCAAGCCCAUUUUUAUUCCACCAUGUUCUUUGUACACCUAUAGUACUUCUAUCUUCUUUCUUUUUCAUCGUUUCUUCGUAUUCUAUUGUUCGAUUUCUCUAUUUUUACAUAUUAGUGGAAUCAGAUUGUCAAAAUAACUUCAAUGGAUCAUUUUUUUUUUUGUUAUUUCAUUGAAUCUAUUAUAAUAUUUGCUUUCGUAGUACUUCCAAGCCCAUUUUUAUUCCACCAUGUUCUUUGUACACCUAUAGUACUUCUAUCUUCUUUCUUUUUCAUCGUUUCUUCGUAUUCUAUUGUUCGAUUUCUCUAUUUUUACAUAUUAGUGGAAUCAGAUUGUCAAAAUAACUUCAAUGGAUCAUUUUUUUUUGUUAUUUCAUUGAAUCUAUUAUAAUAUUUGCUUUUGUAGUACUUCCAAGCCCAUUUUUAUUCCACCAUGUUCUUUGUACACCUAUAGUACUUCUAUCUUCUUUCUUUUUCAUCGUUUCUUCAUAUUCUAUUGUUCGAUUUCUCUAUUUUGACAUAUUAGUGGAAUCAGAUUGUCAAAAUAACUUCAAUUGAUCAUUUUUUUUUGUUAUUUCAUUGAAUCUAUUAUAAUAUUUGCUUUUGUAGUACUUCCAAGCCCAUUUUUAUUCCACCAUGUUCUUUGUACACCUAUAGUACUUCUAUCUUCUUUCUUUUUCAUCGUUUCUUCGUAUUCUAUUGUUCGAUUUCUCUAUUUUUACAUAUUAGUGGAAUAAGAUUGUCAAAAUAACUUCAAUUAUCUUCAAUUUGUGUGAAAGCCUCAAUUUUUCCAUCUUUUUCAUUGUUUCUUCAUUUCCUGUUAUUAUAUUCCUCUAUUAUGAUACAUUAGUUGACUAGAUUGUAAAUACAAGUCACAGUGGAUCUAUUUUUAGUUAUAUUUGCAUUAUUUUUCUUACGAUACCAUUUUCAAAAAUUGUUUUAUCCUGCCAUGUUCUUCAUUCAUCUUCAGAUUCAAUGAAACUUUCAUAUAUUUUCAAUAUCUUCUUUUUUCUUAAAUAAUUUGGCUUUCGUGCACUUUUUUUUGAAAUUACAGCUUCUCGAAGACUUAUAAAGACUUCAUCAAGACGAAUUAUCUUCAACUUGUGUAAAAGCCUCCAUUUUUCCUUUCUUCAAUUGUUUCUUCAUUUUCUUUUAUUAUAUUUCUCUAUUUCGAUACAUUAGUUGACCAGAUUGUAAAUACAAGCCCCAAAAGGCUCUAUUUUUUGUUAAGUUUGUAUUAUUUUUUAUACGAUACUAUUUUCAAUCCUUUUAUCAUCCUGCUAUGUUCUUCAUUCUUCUUUAGGUCAAGAAAACUCUUCCUAUUACUUGAAUAAUUUUGUAAAAUGUCCUUUUUUUGGAAUUGUAGCUUCUCGAAGACGGAUUAUCUUCAAUUUGGGUAAACUACCUUUAUUCUUUUAUUUAUUUGAUUGUUUCUUCAUUUUCUACUACUCAAAGUUCAUCUUCACGUUCAAGAAGACUCUUGUAUAUAUUUUAAUACUCAAAUAUUUUGGUUUUAGUUUUCUUUUGUACCUAUAAAUUAGUUGGGGAAAUUUUUAAUGAAAAAUCUUUUCGUAUUCUGAUAUUUUGAAUAUUUGCAGUUUUAUUUAAGAGAAAAAUAUGUUCCAUAUACACUCUACGACCUUUGUAAUUAGUUUUUAAGAUGAGUAAUUAUUUUAUCAAUUUUUUUUCUCUCAAAUAGUGUAUUACAGUUUUAUUUUUUUUUUA